This is a messenger RNA of Photinus pyralis (common eastern firefly), 833 nucleotides long. Its product is annotated as glutathione S-transferase-like. Gene Ontology annotation, molecular function: glutathione transferase activity. The coding region runs from base 172 to 786 and encodes 204 amino acids. The transcript has 4 exons. The record is from RefSeq and is a predicted model, not a curated record. Gene Ontology annotation, biological process: glutathione metabolic process. Lineage: Eukaryota; Metazoa; Arthropoda; Insecta; Coleoptera; Lampyridae.
AAUUGGAAUUCGACAGUCAUUUUAGCCAGUCGUGAAGUGUAUAGCAGCUAUUACAGUCUAUCGCGUUAAUUACUCUUUUAGGAGAGUUUUUCAGAAAGUUCUGCGUUUUGCAAGUAACUCAUUCCACUUUGGGUUUCACUUAAAUAUCAUACCCAAAAUAGUAGCUCUAUAAUGGCACCCGCAUACAAGCUGAAAUAUUUUCCUUCGAAAGCUUUGGGCGAACCGAUCCGUUUUCUGAUGAGCUAUGGAAACAUCGAAUUUGAAGAUGUCCGUUUGAUAAGAGAGGACUGGCCCCAGAUUAAACCGACCAUGCCCUUCGGUCAAGCUCCUGUGCUGGAAUUUAAAGGCAUAACGGCAUAUCAAAGUAUCGCCAUCUGUCGGUACCUGGCGAAACAGGUCAAGCUCACUGGAGCCAACGACCUCGAGGAUUGGGAAAUCGAUGCAAUCGUCGAUACCGUAAACGAUUUGAGAGGAAAAAUUGCCGAGUAUUUCUACGAAACCGAUGAGACGGUCAAAGAAACACGCAAGAAACCGGUCUUUGAGCAGACUAUCCCUUACUAUAUGGAACGCAUCGAGGCUAUCGCUAAGAAGAACAAUGGCCAUCUCGCAGCGGGCAAGCUCACGUGGGCCGAUCUGCACUUCGUCGGAAUUCUGGAUUACUUACGUUUUAUGGUCGGAAAGAACCUGAUAGAAGAUUAUCCGAGCCUUCAGGCCAUGGAGAAGACUGUUUUGAAUCUACCCGGAAUUAAGGAAUGGGUGGCUAAGCGUCCAGUUACAGUUGCAUAAGUGUUUUGCUGUAAUUAUGCUAGUGUAGAAUAAAAUCAUUUCAAAUU